Molecule: messenger RNA, 531 nt
Organism: Gryllus bimaculatus (two-spotted cricket)
Lineage: Eukaryota; Metazoa; Arthropoda; Insecta; Orthoptera; Gryllidae
Source: the annotation of a GenBank genome assembly
AUGAGGCCAAUAGACGGGGGAACGGAGGGGCCUGACGUUCUUAUAGGCGAGGUUCCCAUGAUUCAGUGUGCAGUACGACAGCUAUCUCGCUCAGAGGAGCAGAGAAGAGCUCACGCUGAGCGUGAAAGAAUUCGGCGCCGAUUUUUGACUGCUGAACAGAGACGUGCACAUGCUGAAAGGGAAAGGCGACGUCGCGCAAAUAUGACACCUGAGCAGAGACGAGCCCACGCUGACAGAGAACGAGCCCGGAGAGCCUCUUUGACACCUGAACAGCGAAAACAUCGCGCAGAGAGGGAGAGAAUACGUCGAGCUGCGCGGACUGCGGAACAGAGACGAGCGCAUGCUGAAAGAGAGAGAAAACGACGAGGAGCAAUGACGGAUGAACAGAGAAAAGCUCACGCUGAUCGCGAAAAGUUACGACGCGAAUCAAUUGUUAGAAAUAAUGAACAGUUUCAGCUUUGGAACCAGUACAACAUGCAUCCAAUGCCAAUGUGUGAAGAAGGAAUACGUGUUCCAUAUCAUCCUCAAUGA